Silurus meridionalis is the source of this 3201-nucleotide messenger RNA. RefSeq names its product endoribonuclease ZC3H12A-like. The transcript is spliced from 6 exons. The coding region runs from base 71 to 2137 and encodes 688 amino acids. Gene Ontology annotation, biological process: nuclear-transcribed mRNA catabolic process, RNase MRP-dependent; 3'-UTR-mediated mRNA destabilization. Gene Ontology annotation, cellular component: cytoplasmic ribonucleoprotein granule; nucleus. NCBI's taxonomy places the organism in Eukaryota, Metazoa, Chordata, Actinopteri, Siluriformes, Siluridae. The record is from RefSeq and is a predicted model, not a curated record. Gene Ontology annotation, molecular function: metal ion binding; mRNA binding; RNA endonuclease activity.
UGUGUGUGUGUGUGUGUGUGUGUGUUUGAGGAAGCGUGCUGCAAGGGGAAAUAACCUUCUCAUAUCAAAAAUGUGCAUAAGGAAGCGGGUGUGUGUGCAUGUGUGUGUAAGGGGGCGUGUCGCUGUGCGUAUUUUUAUUCUUCGGUUUCCUUGCCUUUGGUUUAAGCACACAUUUGAGCCACUUCCUCAUAUGCUUGAUCAUUCUGCGAGAGAAACGUUUAGACGGGGACGCACACACACACAAACUCGAUGUGUGGCUGCCGGACACAGGAGAGAACCCGCCUCCUCAAACACAAUUCUUCCACAAACAGUGGAAACCAAAAGACAGACUGAAGGCGGAUUCCCCCUAUCAAGGCUAAGUUCGCGGGAUAAACCACCAGCCCACUCUUUUUUCUUUAGCAAACCAUACACACGAAGAACACGUGGGCAACCAGAAGAGGAGGCACUUGAGGACUCGCACAACCGUGGACCCAUGCAGACACACUCAGACAUGGAGCGUGAGCAGAUCAAGGUGAAGCAUUUCCUCAAGCUGGGUUACUCUCAUUCGGACAUCAUGCGAGUCCUGCAGACGCUCAGCCAGGACGCGCCGACCAACGACAUCCUCCAGGAGCUGAUCAAGACGUGUCGCACCAACGCCACAGGAGCACCAGGGGCACCGGAGAGCAGCCCUAAGCUCAUCCCACGAGGAUGUGGCUCGUCGCUGCAGCACAAACAAGCCGAUACAACGUACUCGGACUCGUACAGCUCGACCCCCUUCAGACCCGUGGUCAUAGACGGCAGCAACGUUGCUAUAAGCCACGGUAAUAAGGUGGUGUUUUCGUGCCGAGGGAUCCAGCUGGCAGUGCAGUGGUUUUGGGACAGAAAGAUUCGUGACAUCACCGUGUUCGUACCUCUGUGGAGAAAAGAACAGUCAAGACCUGGGGCUCCCAUCACAGACCAGCACAUAAUGGACGAGCUGGAGCGAAGGAACAUCCUGGUGUACACUCCGUCGCGCUGUGUCAAUGGCAAGCGGGUGGUGUGCUAUGAUGACCGCUAUAUCGUCAAGCUGGCCUACACCUCGGAUGGCAUUAUCGUGUCGAACGACAACUACCGCGACCUGCAACAGGAGAAUCCUGAAUGGAAGAAGUUCAUCGAGGACAGGCUGCUCAUGUACACCUUUGCCAACGACAUAUUCAUGCCUCCUGACGAUCCAUUGGGGAGAAACGGCCCAACGAUCGAGAACUUCCUGAGAAAGAAGCCUUUAAUUUCCGAGACUAAGCCCCCACACUGUCCAUAUGGCAAGAAGUGCACCUAUGGCGUAAAAUGCAAAUUCUACCAUCCAGAGCGCUCCAACCAACCGCAGCUCUCAGUGGCCGAUGAAUUGAGAGCAAAGAGUCAGCCAUCGAGCAUGACUGACGAGGUUCCCCCGUCUCCAAAUGGACUCUUUGACUACUGGACUGCGGCCACUCCGGCUUAUCAAGACCAGCUUACUCUUGACCUUUCUGGUCUCGAUCUUUACUCCUCUCCGCACGACUCUCCGAGCCCCAGCUACCUGCAGCGCUCCCUUCCUGCUUUGUACAAGAGCAUUAAAAGCGACCAGGCAUAUGGCUCGCUCGAGGGCUCCAUGUCCCGCCUUUUCCUCAGUGACUCUGCCCUACAGACCUCGCUAGCCUACAGCAGCGGGUGCGUGACUGCAAAUAGCAGUGAUUACUUCCUGUCUGGUGGUUCCGGCAUGCAAUCAAGGCGGGCGCGCAGCCCUGACGUGCCCUCGCGCUGCUACAGUCCUGACCUCCACAUCCUCUCAGGAUGCCAACACGGACACACCGGCUACACUCGCACGCUUCAUCCAAACCAAGCGUAUCAAAGGCAUGCCGCUUACAAAAACAACAAUGACAUGCCUUUUUGCAACGAGGCUCUACCGUAUCCUCAGUCGACAUCCAAUCGGCUCAAGGUACCAGAUAUGACCUGGGGUCAAGGUCUAACAGAGGUCAUGGACGGGGACAAUUUGACCGGAAGGAGGAGAGACGUGAGGUCGCAGCUAAGCACGAUUUUCCCUCAGAGCAUCGUGGACCAGGUUAUGAGGUUGUAUCCACACACGUUGGAUACGGCGGAGCUGGUUGGGCUGAUCCAGAAAUACAAGAACAGUGCCUUUCUUUGAAAAGUAGUGGGUAAAUCAAUGAUAAAAUAAUCGUCAGUAGCGGGUUUCUUGAGAUUGGUUAUAAACCACAGGGUCUACUGGGAAUUCAUGAAGAUAAGGGCAUUGAUGGGUCUUUUUCAUCUAUGUAAGAUUUCAGCAUUUAAUCCAAAUAGAAAAUCUCACAAAGCAGGGGUGCAUUUUGACAUAGUCCUUUAACCUUCUUCAUCAGCAUCAUCACACACUCUGCUGCUAGGCCACAUCGGGAAGUCAAUUUUGGAUCACCCUUCCGUGCAGUUUGGUACUUUCCACCCCCCCUGCGGGUUUACAGACAAACGUCGGACUAUAUUUCUACGCUGAACCUAAUGUGGGGUUUUUUUUUCAAUUCUGAAUCAGUUGUGUGCACUUUUCUGGCCACGAGCUUCAGAAUCUGGUUCGCUGAUGAGGUUUGUCGGUCAGUAAAUGAGCUCUUUCUGUGAAAGUAAAUGGUUCCUGGCUGUGACUUUGAUGAAGCAAAGCGAGUAGACAGUAGCAGCAAGGCGGCGUUCUACUUAGGUAGCUCCAUUGCGAAACUAAACCAGCACAGAAAACGGUGUAAAAUGUAUUAUUUCCUUUUCAAUACAACAUAUUGUAGAUUUGUGUGUGAGAAAGAAUUUCCCGAUACUGUAAACAGACGAGAUGAAUGUAUACGCCGCGGCAUCGCCCUCGGCAACAGGGUUUCUGUAAUAACUAUGAUGUAAUAGUUGCUUCUUGAAUGUGAACGUUAAGGCUGACCUUCUAUGAGAGUAAAAGUCGCCUCGCUUGCCUCGAGGGCGCCAAGUUCACGACCGUGAACUUGUUCAACGUGGACUGAAGAGCCGGAGCAUAGCUAUAGUUCGGACGCUUGUGUCGCCUCGGCACUAAUUCAAACAAUAAGUCGAGAGCGACUGAGAAUUUGUAUAUUUUUUUCAGCUUGGAAAUGAGGAGCAUGUGAAUACUAGCUGGAAUGUGACGUAGCUAUAGUUAGCAAAAAAACCCUCUUUCUGUCGGUUUUAAUGUCCGAACGUGUUUUGAAAGGAUAACAAUUAUUAAAAUAAUUUAUAACCCGA